AUGUUCAUACCUAAAACUAAAGAAAAUGAAAACAUAGAUAGUUAUUUAGAUUUUAUUUAUAGUUCUUUAAUACAAGAUGAUAUUUUAGAAAAUGCUGAAAAUGAUGAUUCAAGUUCUACAAGUAAUGAUAAUAAACAAAUAACUAAACAAAAUAAAAUUGAAAACAUUAAACAAAUUGAAUGUUUGGAACUAACAAAUACAGAAAAUCUUAUUCAAAGAGUCUGUGCAGCCACAUAUCUUUUUUUAAAUAAACUAUGGGAAAUACCAAAUAAAGCAUCUUUAAUUGCAACAAUUUUAGACUCUCAAAUGAAAAAUUUUCUGUUUGCAAAUGGUUCUGAUUGUACACAGCAACGAAUGCAAGCCAAAUUUCUUUUAAGAAACUUAUAUACUCAACUUAAGCAAAAUUCAGCAGAUUGUGAAAAUAUUGAAGAAUGUAUUUCAACUGAAAUAAAUAAUAAUAUUGAAGAUAUAUUCACAAAAAUGUGGGCUACUGAUCAAAUAAUAGAAGAAGAUGAAGUUACCCAUUAUUUAUGCUAUCCUACACAUAAAUAUCUUUCGAUACCUGCUACAUCAGUUCCUAGUGAAUGUUUCUUUUCUGAUGCUAGAAAUCAUAUAUUAGCAAGAAGAAU
Cetraspora pellucida is the source of this 629-nucleotide messenger RNA. The record is from the annotation of a GenBank genome assembly. Lineage: Eukaryota; Fungi; Glomeromycota; Glomeromycetes; Diversisporales; Gigasporaceae.